Molecule: messenger RNA, 453 nt
Organism: Angiostrongylus costaricensis
Lineage: Eukaryota; Metazoa; Nematoda; Chromadorea; Rhabditida; Metastrongylidae
Source: the annotation of a GenBank genome assembly
AUGCGAACACUGGAAUGGGAUAAUAUGGGAGUGAAAAUCGACGGUCGGCAGUUACACCACCUUCGCUUUGCUGAUGACAUCGUCCUUAUAACACCAAACAUUAGCCAGGCGCAACAUAUGCUUCACAACUUUGAUAAAGCCUGUGGAAAGAUUUGUCUUCAACUAAAUCUCACAAAAAUGAUGUUCAUGAAGAACGGAUUGGUUUCGCACGCCCCAUUCACGCUCAACGGAACGUAUAUCUCUGAAUGCUCCAGUAAUAUCUAUCUAGGUCGGGAAAUCAAUAUGAUGAACGACCUAGCUCUAGAGCAGAAGAAAACGAGUGGCUUGGAGAGCUUUCAAGAGCAUCGAGAAUGUAGUGAAGAGAACAAAGAACACCCGAUUCCGUGCCCACCUUUUCUACUCAACGGUACUUCCUGCUCUAACGUAUGCGUCAGAAACGUGAUCGCUGCGUAA